Symbiodinium natans is the source of this 2877-nucleotide messenger RNA. The record is from the annotation of a GenBank genome assembly. NCBI's taxonomy places the organism in Eukaryota, Dinophyceae, Suessiales, Symbiodiniaceae.
AUGCGGAGCUGUCAAAAGCUACUGGUGCUCUGCAGCUUCGAGGAAGGAGAAGCUUGGCACAGUCCCAGAUCCUCCCUGACAGGCCGCGACAAUGCCUUCGCGGCCAUCGAGGCGCUUCUGCAGCGUGGUCUGGCCGAGGCGUCCGACGUGCUCCUUGCUGGCUGCUCUGUGGGAGCUGUGGCAGCGGUGGUUCUGGCAGACGAAAUCCGGCGGCGCAUCGAAGCGGUGGCACAUGGAGGCCGUGUCUUUGUGGCUGUAUUGGCAGACAGUGGCGUUUUUCCAACGUGGGCGCCUUCGGAAAACCCUCAAGGUACUUUGCACUUCCCCUCUUUGGCAGAGCUCUUCGACAUGGGCAAUGUGAGCGACGCGUUGCCCCGGGGCUGCCUCGAGAAAGGCUAUGGUUGGCGCUGCCUCCUUCUGGGCACCGCGCUGCCUCAUGUCAGGACCCCGGCGUUCGUUUUGCAGAGCCUGGUGGACUCCUGGUCCCUGGCCCCGCGGCCCACGGCCGGGGCGCUAGCGUCGCUGCAGGGCCACAUGUCAGAGCUCAUCGUGGGCUCGAUCCAAGGCCCCCAUGGUGCAGCGCUUGACAACUGCGUGCGCCACUGCAAGGCUUGGGGCGAGAUCUUCUGGGGAGGCGUCAGCAACCGCGAGGCCUUCGAGCGAUGGUUCCACCAGCGCAGGUGGGAGUGGGCCACGGGUGAGGACAGCUCUAUCACAUCUGUAGCCACUGGCUGGAAACUCCACCGGCCCCGAAUGCUGUCCAUGUUGCAACGAUGGUUCACUCUCUCAGUCCUUGCUGUGGUGUGGGGUAGUGCCAGAAGCGCCCAGGCUGGAGCGGAUUGCCAAGAUGAUGCGAGUUGUGCACAUCUUUCCGUGUUGCAAAUGCACCUUCUGACCAGCGACAGCAGUUCGUCCGAACCUGGAUAUUACUGGGCCUCCGGUCGAGGGAACUUUCCGGAGUAUGCAGUGUCUGUGCAUCCCGCUCCGUUCAACCUUUCGGCCACCUUUGCUUGGCAGUGGCAUCAUCCGCUGGGACGAUUUGCAACACUGACCUACGGCACAGCUAUAGAUGGGGACAGCAACGUCUACCUCUCAGCGGCAGAUGGAGUCAGGAAGUUUGACCAGCAUGGUGCCAUGCUCUGGGAGUACCCGUCGCUGCCUGCAGAGGUAAUGAAUGCUCCAGCAUUGUACAAUGGAAUGGUAUAUGGCAGCGACACUCAUGGUCACGUCUUCGCGCUGGACAUGCAGACGGGCAAGCGAAUCUGGAAGACCCGCGUGGCGGAGAACGUCGGCCAAGACAACGGCUUCAACAUGGCCCACGCGGGCAUCACGCUUGCAGCAUGUGAUUGGCGCAAGCCAUCUCCACACGGGGAGGCCAACCAGAAGAUCAAGGCGUUGAACGCCAGCACAGGAGACGAGCUGUGGACUUUCGAGCCGGACACACCUGUUUGGAACUUCUUGCCCCUCUUUGUGGACGACAGCUCUUUUGUCUUCCAGGACAUGACAGGGAAGGUCUACCGCCUGAGUUUGGGCACGGGAGCCGUGCUGUGGAAAGCCGGCGGACGGAAUGGGACAUGGACUGAUGGCAGUGCGGCAGUAGGCCCGAACGGUCUGGUCUAUGCGGUGAAUAACAAUCAUCCCAGUUCGUUUUUUCCCGACGCCGAUGAGUACUUUCCAGGAACGCUCAGCGCGUAUAAAGUAAGCGACGGGCAACUGGUAUGGGCUGUCACCACGCCUCGGCCUCCCAACAAUGCCCCGGCCGUUGGGUCGGUGAAGAACCUGCCAGGCUUCUCAGUGGUCAUGCCCUUGUGCCAGCAGCUCAUCCAUGGCGCGACUUGCGAUGUCCAUGUCUACGAUGCAGAAACUGGUGGCCUUAGAUGGACUUUCCAUGGACCUUCGCAGGAUGGCCUGCUCCAGGCUGGUGAUGCUGAGGGUCUCCUGAGCCGGUUCCAGAGUGGACUUCGCUUCGGAUGUUUUCCGAAUGGAUGGAGUGCCCCCACUAUAGACUCGCAGGGCACAGUCUUCGUGGGCAACGAAGAGGGCAACUUCUAUGCCCUCAGAGAUAUGAAUGGCGAUGGUGUGACCUUCGGAGAAGACGAGGUCGCGCUCUAUGACACGCAGGUAAGUUUCACGGCACGUGCCGCAUGGAAAGUGCUUUGGGUGCGUGAAGCGCAGCUGCCGACUGGGAACCUGCUGGCGGCACCAACCGGAGCUUUUGAGGGAAUUCUGGGGGAAACUGUGGGCGGAUUUGCGGCGCUCAAAAGCCUUGAAAGUCUCAAGGAAGGCAGCGAGAUCAAGGCGGACCACGCAAAGUGGCAUGCCAACGUGCGCCGGCUGUCUGACAUUGAUUCGAGUCUGAAUGGGAAAAACAAGAAGGGAGGACUUGGAGAUUGGAUUGCCGAGCCUUUGCCGAACCUUUGCCUCGCAAGCUGUUUUGGCUCCCGUGGGGGCAUCUCAAAGCAUGGCACGGUGCAUCUCACAUUUGCCUCUGCAAGAGUAUUACAGCGAUCGUGCCUGCAGGCGGCGGAAGUUGCCAGGAGGUUCUUCCCACCUUUGCACCUCCCCUCUCUGCUUGGGCAGGAUACAUGUGCGAAGCUCAAGCAGGAACUGGAGAAGGCUUUCAACAUUCCGGUGGAUGAUAUGGAGAUCUUCUUCCAGAACACAGACGAGGGCGCCAGACAGAAGUGGCUCCGCGACGAUGCCAUCCUCGAGGUCGAGGAUGUGCGUGAUGGGGCGAUUCUGACGGUCGGCGUGCACGGUGCUGCCGGCAAGCUUGGCGCACCCGGCACGCAAAGAUAUCAGUGCAAGGCGUUGGAUCCUAGCUCAGGCUUUCUUGAUUGGGUUGACAUGAAGGAGGGCUGUGUCGAGCUUGAGUAG